Vollenhovia emeryi is the source of this 2198-nucleotide messenger RNA. RefSeq names its product senecionine N-oxygenase-like. The transcript has 9 exons. The record is from RefSeq and is a predicted model, not a curated record. NCBI's taxonomy places the organism in Eukaryota, Metazoa, Arthropoda, Insecta, Hymenoptera, Formicidae. Bases 303 to 1562 code for a protein of 419 amino acids. Gene Ontology annotation, molecular function: N,N-dimethylaniline monooxygenase activity; flavin adenine dinucleotide binding; NADP binding.
GACCUGUUGCACCUUUCACAAGUCUAGCCGGUUCACCCGUGCCGUUGCGACCGAUUUCGACAGGAAAGGUUGCAGACGAAACAGUUACCAGGCUUCCUGUAUAACACUAAUCCAUAGAACGACUCGUCACCUACUACUGCAUCAACAUUUCAUAACCGAUUAAUAAUAUUCCAACAAAAAGUGACUCAAGAUUCAAUAGAUUAAAAAUCAAAAGAAGCCGGCUGAUAUAGCACUUUCGCUGAAAGCGCCAACGAGGGAUCCACGUGUUCUGCGAGGCUUGAACAGCUAACAACCGCGCAAUCAUGAAAAUCGCCGUGAUCGGCGCCGGAGCUGCGGGGCUCGCCGCGCUCCGGCACUGCGUUUCCGGCACUUACGGCGAUCAGGUGGUGUGCUACGAAAAAACAGAUCAAAUCGGCGGAACCUGGGUGUACCGGGAGGAAACUGGUUCCGAUAGAUACGGUUUGCCGAUUCACACCAGCAUGUACAAGAGCCUGAGAACCAAUUUGCCGAAGGAAGUGAUGGGCUAUCCGGACUUUCCGGCACCGGAAGGACCCGAGAGCUACCUGACGCGCACGGAGAUUCUGGAUUUUCUGAAUGCGUACUGCGAUCAUUUUGCGCUACGCCCUCACAUUCGGCUGCUGCAUAAUGUAGAACUGGUGAGGCCGGUUGCGGGGGACCGGAAGUGGUCGGUCAAGGUCAGGGACUUGCAGGGGGACGUGGUGGUGACCGAGCCGUUCGACGCGGUCAUGGUGUGCAACGGCCACUACUUCGAGCCCAGGAUCCCGAGUAUGUCCGGCCAGGAGGUUUUCGCGGGCAGGCAGAUGCACAGCCACGAUUACAGGGUACCGGAGGUCUUCGACGGCAAGAAUGUCGUCGUCCUGGGAGCCGGUCCUUCCGGUAUGGAUUUGGCGUUGGAAAUAUCCAGGAAUGCGAGUCGCGUGAUCCUGAGUCAUCACCUGACCGAAAGCAUCGCCACCGUAUUCCCCGAGAAUGUCGUGCAGAAAGCUGACGUAGUGGAAUUGACGGAGCGCGAGGCGGUUUUUGCGGACGGGACGAAGGAGCAGGUCGACGUCGUCUUCUAUUGUACAGGCUACAAGUACAACUUCCCCUUUCUCGACGAAUCUUGCGAGGUCCGAGUGGAUUCCAACAUGGUCACGCCCCUCUGGAAGCAUCUGGUGUCCGUAGAGAACCCUACCCUGGCGCUAAUCGGCCUUCCGUUCUACGUGUGCGCCUUUAGCAUGUUCGAUUUGCAGGUGCGAUUCGUCCUACGACACUGGCGCGGCGAGAGGCAGUUUCCCGCGCGAGCGGAUAUGCUGAGCUCCGAGGCGGAGGAGGCGGCGAGACGCGCUGAGAGAGGUCUGCAGAAGAGACACUUUCACAUGAUGGGCCCCGAGCAAGGUCACUAUUACGACGACCUGGCGAACGUCGCGGGGGUCACGCCGCUGCCGCCCGUGCUGACGAAGCUCCACAACGACAGCAGCAUGCGCUUCCUCGACGACCUAGUGCACUACCGGCAGGACCGGUACAAGAUCGUCGACGAUUAUAAUUUUGUUCAGCUUUAACGGUCGUUCAGAGGAUUGGAUAUUUUUCAGUCGUGAAUUUUGUACCUCAUUCAAGUAUCUGGGGAUACUUGUGCAUUCGAAAUCGUAAGAGGGACGUUCGCCGCCUGUUCCCGCUUGUAAAUCAAUCCUUGCUCUUUCGCGUGUCAAAUUUAUGCGGAUUUCUCUGCCGUUCAAACAUGUGCGAUUAUCCUUUUGUAGCGAUUAGAGUUACUCCCGUGUUAAUAUCUUUGUCUACGAAGCUAUGAUUCUGUUAUGAUUAUCUGAAACCUUUAAGUUGCUAAAUUACUCGUACUAGCGAGGAUAUUUAAGUUUGAGGAGUAUAAACGAUAAACGUGUGGUCUAAUUUGUCUUAUGCAAGUCGCAACUCCGAUACAGUAGAUCUUGUUAAUUAUAAAUAUCUUUUGAAUCACAAUGAAACACAAAUUCCAUUUAACGGCUGAAGGUCCUAACGACAUAUAUUUCAUUUUGCUUACAAAACUUUUCCGACAUAUCGUACUUGUAACAUGUCAUAUUAAAAUAGCUCAUUUCUAACAACUUCAGCCAUAAAUAACGUAAAAUUGUGACGUGAUAGAGUAAUUUAGUAAUCAGAAAGAAGUUUAAAUAAAAACAAGAAAAAUCUAGGAAAUGACUGAACAA